This is a messenger RNA of Eimeria tenella, 828 nucleotides long. RefSeq lists its product as uncharacterized. The record is from RefSeq and is a predicted model, not a curated record. The coding region runs from base 1 to 828 and encodes 275 amino acids. The transcript is spliced from 2 exons. Gene Ontology annotation, cellular component: membrane. Gene Ontology annotation, biological process: protein retention in ER lumen. Lineage: Eukaryota; Apicomplexa; Conoidasida; Eucoccidiorida; Eimeriidae. Gene Ontology annotation, molecular function: ER lumen protein retrieval receptor activity.
AUGGCGCCGGCGCUGCAGCGGUGGUCGGUGGUGCACGACGCGCUGAACUACUCGACGGCCGUGUUCUGGCUGCUGGCGUACGGGGCCGUGCUGCAGAAAGUGCACCGGGAGCGCAGCGCGUGCGGGCUUUCUUUCCAAACGCUGUUUGCACUCGUGGUGGUGGAAGUGAGCAACGUGCUGCUGAUCCUGAGCCUGCUGGCCUUCCACGGCAAGCCCUUCCACCUGGACUUUUUCCUGGUGGACUGCACUUCGGCGCUGGUGUCCAUUUGGGCCUUCGUGCACCUUUUCCGGAACUUCCGGGCCUCUUACGAGAAGCAGCGGGACAGCUUUGGCCAGAAGUACCUGCGGCUGCUGCGGCUGCCCUCCUGCGGCGCCUCGGGGCACCUCUUUUUCCUUUAUUUGCUGUCUUUCGUGUUGUCUUUUUCCAUGUUUUUGCUGCGGCGUUCGCCGCACGCGCCGUCGCUGGGCGAAGUGGCCCGCAGCAGCAGCAGCAGCAGACUUGCUGUCGGUUUGCUGCUGUCGCUCUGGGAGUGCUUCAACGACAGCGUCUUGGCCCUGGCGCUGCUGCCGCAGCUCCAGAUGUUCUACAGCAAACGGCCCCGCAAAGUUUCCAAUCUGCUCGGCACUUUUGUGGCGAUGCUUUUCUGCGCCAGAGUCCUCGCGUUCCUCUACUGGCUCUCCUUCCCGCUCUUCCACCGCAGCCAGCCCACCGGCCGCGGCAUUCACCUCGCCACUGAGGCUCUUAACAUUUUAAUUUUGUUGGACUUUUUGUAUUAUUACGUGAAGGCCAAACUGGCCGGCCAGGAGGACAUUGCCUUGCCCAUUUGA